AAGUGGAUAAUGGAUGUUAAUCACUUAAGUUUUACAAUACCCUUGGCUGCAUUUCUUCUUUAUUUGAACUCUUGUUUUUGCGGCUUUGUGUUUGAUGAUGUAUCAGCUAUUUUAAACAACAAAGAUAUUUUAUCAAAUUCAUCAAUUUAUAAUUUGCUAUGGAAUGAUUUUUGGGGAACGCCAAUGGUUGAGGAAAGAAGCCACAAAUCAUAUCGACCUUUGACAGUGUUGACUUUUCGAUUGAAUUAUCUGGUUUCUGGUUUCAAUCCAUGGUCGUACCAUUUAUUAAAUGCUAUUUUGCAUUCAUUGGUUUGUUAUCUCGUAUUUAAAAUGAACAGCAAGAUUGUUGGACUGUGUGGAUCUCACAGCUUAGCUUCUGCACAUCGAAAUAAAAAUUCUAUCCACCAUGGAAAAGGAACCACCACAAUUCCUGGAAACUUGGAUUUAGAAAAAACUACAAAAACGAUUUCAUUUUGUGCUACUUUGCUCUUUGUGGUUCAUCCUGUUCACACCGAAGCUGUGACUGGUGUUGUCGGAAGAGCUGAAUUAUUAUCUGCAUUGUUUUUUAUUCUUUCCAUUCUCUGUUAUACGAGAACUACUGCUAAGUGCAUUAUUUUGUCUUUUGUUUGUACAAUACUUGGUAUUUUGAGUAAAGAACAAUCAAUUACAGUAUUAGGUGUUCUUGUUUUCGUUGAAAUCCUUGUUUUAAACAAGUUAAGUUUGGAUGAUUUCUGUUUAGUUUUGGUGAGAACAUUAACCUCUCGAAGGCAGAUGAAGCUAAAACCACUGUUUCUUAGAAUAACAGCUUGUGUUGGAAUGGGUAUUUGUUUAAUUUAUGCACGAAUGAGAUUAAUGCAAGGAGCUCUACCUCAUUUUACUGGUUUUGACAAUCCAGCAAGUUCAGAAAAAUUCCCUGCACGUCAUUUAACUUACAAUCAUUUGCUAUCUUUAAAUAGUUUGUUAUUAUUGAAUCCGUAUAACUUGUUGUGUGAUUGGUCAAUGGGAACAGUUCCUAUAAUAACAUCUUUUUUUGAUGUUCGCAACGUUGGUGCUUUAUAUUUCUGGGUGCUUUACAUAAUUAUAGGUUUGCAUGCUGUGUUCUCUCAUACAUUUGUAAGCAGAGUGGCAAGUUUUUGUAUCAGUGUAAUUACUUUACCCUUCUUGCCAGCUUCAAAUUUAUUCAUUCCUGUUGGGUUUGUUGUUGCUGAACGUAUUCUUUAUAUUCCAAGCAUUGGAUUCUGUCUGCUUGUUGCUCUGGGAUUCUUUAAACUUCAACUAAAACUAAAGAAAAAAUUUCUGGUUUGGUUUUUAUUUAGUUGUCUGAUUGCUGCACAUUCAAUGAAAACAAUCCAUCGCAACUUUGAAUGGAUUUCUGAGAGACAUUUAUUUAAAAGUGGUCUAAAGAUAACCCAACGCAAUGCUAAGAUAUGGAAUAAUGUUGGACAUACAUAUGAGGAUGAGAAUGAUUGGAAAACAGCUUUGUGGUUCUUUAAACAGGCUACUCUUGUACAACCAGAUGAUAUAGGUGCUCAUAUGAAUUCAGGUCGAAUGUUUGAAAACAUGAAUGAUUUUGUUGCAGCAGAAAAAUGUUACAAAGAAGCUAAAAGUCAUCUUCCUAAGCCAGUUCCAGGUCAAUCAUACACCACUAGGAUUAAUCCGCAUAAUUUGCAAUUGUUUAUCCGUCUUGCAAAUUUAAUUAAAAAGAACUCUUCAAGACACAGGUUAGAGGAAGCUGAGAAGUUGUAUGAAGAAGUAAUUCAUAUGCGACCAUCAUUUCUUGAUGCUCACAUGAACAGGGGAGAUGUCCUUCUACGACUGAAUAAACCGAAACAAGCAAUCGCAUCUUAUGAACAUGCUCUAUCAUUGACUACAAACAAAGCUGAUGUUUAUUUUAAUCUUGGUGUGGUACAUGAACAGAUGAAUGAGAAAGGAAAAGCACUGGAAGCAUACACAUACGCGAUACAACAGGAACCAACCCAUAUUAAAGCCCUAUAUAACUCUGCUGUUAUUUUGCAAAGCACAAGAGAUCCGGAUCUAUUACUUCGUGCAAAAUCUCGAGUGGAACGGAUAUUAAAACUGGAAUCUGAUCAUUUGCUUGCCAAGACUGUCAUGGGAUCUAUUUGUAUGGAUUUAGGUGACAACAAGCAAGCGAUACAGUGGUGGAGAGAAGUUUUAAAGGUGGAACCAAGUCAGAGAACUAGUCUGUUUAAUAUUCCAUUGCUGUUAUCAAAAAUGGAUGACUCAGAUGCGGAAUGCAUUGAAGCCAUAAAGGAAUUGUUAAAUCAUCAUUCGCAUCAUGUGAAAGGGUGGUUGUUAUACGGAGAUGUUAUGUUGAAUAAGAAAAAAGAUAUAAUAGAAGCUCAGCGAGCUUUUAAGAAUGUGAUGAAAGAAGAUCCAUCCAACGUUCAAGGCUGGCACAAUUUUUGUGUUACUUUGGUUCAACAGACAAAACUUAAAGAAGCUGAAAACUGUUUAAGAGAUGUUCUUCAACUGUCCCCACAUGAGACAUAUAUAUCAGAAAACCUUGCAUUUGUUCGGAGGCAACUUGCAUUGAAUGAAAAGAAGUUACAAGAGAGAAGAGAAGUUGAAGGUCGUGGAUUUAAAGUUGAUCAAAUUAAAGUGAAAGAAGAACCAACACAGGUGGGAAGAGAAACAAAAGUAUUAGAAGAAGAUAUUGUUUAUGUUGCUGCAAGCAAACCAAAGUCUUUGUCUUUUGAAGCCAAGAAGAUUAUCGAUAAACUUGAACAAUCAAACAAGGAUGAUCGGAAUAUUGACAAAAAACUGACAGAGGCUUCAAAAGCCAUAAAGAAGUUACAAAUGUUAAACAAUAAGGCACAAUUAAUGAAAGAAAAGAAGUGUCAAUCAACACCACCUAGUAAGAAAAAUGAAGUAGAUAACGUGAAAACUAAAGCAAUGAAAAAGCUUGAUGAGCUUGAAGCUUUACUAUAAUCAAUAUUUGUCUGAAUCCAUUUACUACUUUUCUGCAAGCCACAAUUUUUUUACAAAAGUUUAACUUUAUUUUUGUUUACAAACAACUUAGGAUUCUUUUUAAUUUUCUUUUCAAAUAAAACAUUCAGUUCAUUUUCUGA
Messenger RNA from Ciona intestinalis (vase tunicate), 3089 nucleotides. The record is from RefSeq and is a predicted model, not a curated record. Lineage: Eukaryota; Metazoa; Chordata; Ascidiacea; Phlebobranchia; Cionidae.